UUAUUAAUUCACUUGAAUCCUUAACCAAUCUCCCCUUUCCCCUUAGUGCUGCGUAUGGACAGAAAAGGCAGUGUUUGUGUUUUAAAACCUUUCUCCUUCAGUUUCUAUGGUGAGGGAGGUCAGGCUCCGGAAGUGAAGUGGCCAUUUUGCCGAGAGACCCCGCGAGCUGUGCCAGGAGCGGGAAGAGGUGGGCUCGGGAGUCUCUGAGACACGGACGCGGCUGCCUCCUCCGUGAAGGUCUGGAAAGCAGGACACCUAGUUUCGUCCCACGCCUCUUCCCACGGUUCACUGUCCUGCCACUCAUCCUCCAUGGCCACCUGGAGCCGUGAAGCAGUGCUGACACUUUACCGUGCUCUGCUACGUCAGGGACGUGGCCUGCGCUAUACUGAUCGUGAGUUCUACUUCAGCUUCAUCCGGCGGGAGUUCCGUAAGAACCAGCACCUUAAGUAUCUUGAAGAUAAGGAGAGACAGCUGGAGAAGGGCCAGGCUUUUUUGCACAGCAAACUUGGGGGGUUGGUUUAAAGGCCUCCCUAUCUUUCUUUCCUAUGCCUCUGGUCCCUUCCUUUCUUCACAGUCACUCUCAUCAUCUGGUUUAGAUGGUUAAUAUUGUUUGUCUGGUACAAACCUGAAAAAAGAAUCCUGAACCGGUCUUGCCUGGAUACCUAGGAGUGUUCACUUUUCCUCUUCACUGAUGCAUUAAGUGUCAGUGAAGGAGAAAUGGCAGGUGCUGGAGAGCGCAAAGGAAAGAAGGAUGACAAUGGUAUUGGCACGGCCAUUGAUUUUGUUUUGUCCAAUGCCCGACUCGUACUGGGUGUGGGAGGUGCGGCCAUGCUGGGAAUUGCCACCUUGGCUGUAAAACGGAUGUAUGACCGGGCAAUCAGUGCUCCUGCCAGCCCUACCCGCUUAAGCCAGUCAGGAAAGAGAAGCUGGGAAGAACCAAGUUGGCUUGGAUCCUCAUCAAGAUUACUAAACCAAGAUAUGAAGACUAAUCUUAGCCGUUCUCUUCAAACUCUUCCCACUGAUCCUUCAGCUUUUGAAACAGAUUCUGUGAAAUCCAUGAGGCAUAAGUCCCCUGCCAAGAAAAGUCAGGUGGAAUUGAAGAAAUCUCGCCUACGGAUGUCGCUGCAAGAGAAGCUAUUUGCCUAUUACAGAAGGAAGGUGGCCAUCCCAGCAGAAGAGCAGACCAAGGCCAAGCAGGCUGCUAUGGAUAUCUGUGCUGAGCUGCGUGGUUUCCUCCGUGCCAAGCUGCCAGACAUGCCUCUGCGUGAAAUGUAUCUGAGUGGCAGCCUCUAUGAUGAUUUGCAGGUUGUGACAGCUGAUCAUAUCCAGCUCAUUGUUCCUUUGGUGCUGGAGCAGAACCUGUGGGCAUGCAUUCCAGGUGAAGAUACCAUUAUGAACAUCCCUGGCUUUUGCUUGGUACGUCGUGAAAACCCAGAAUACUUCCCUCGUGGCAGCAGUUAUUGGGAUCGCUGUGUGGUGGGAGGUUAUCUCUCACCCAGGGCUGUAUCUGAUGCCUUUGAGAAAGUAGUGGCUGGCUCCAUCAACUGGCCAGCUAUUGGGACCCUCCUUGAUUAUGUGAUCCGUCCAGCAGCGCCUUUGGAGUCUUUAACAUUGGAGGUCCAGUAUGAAAGAGACCGGCACCUUCUAAUAGAUUUUUUACCAUCCGUGACAUUAGGUGACACUGUCCUGGUAGCCAAACCUCACCGAUUAGCCCAGUAUGAUAACCUAUGGCGACUCAGCCUUCGACCUGCAGAAACAGCUCGUCUACGAGCCUUAGACCAGGCUGACUCUGGUUGCCGUUCCUUGUGCCUCAAGAUCCUCAAGGCCAUAUGCAAGCUGAACCCUGCACUGGCUCAUCUUUCUGCCAGCCAGCUCACCAAUGUCAUCCUGCACCUGACCCAGGAAGAGACUGACUGGUCACAGGAUGUGCUUGCUGACCGUUUUCUUCAGGCACUGAGAGAACUAAUUCGCUAUUUAGAAGCAGGAGUUCUUCCCAGUGUUUUGAAUCCCAAGGUGAACUUGUUUUCAGAGCUUACUCCUGAAGAAGUGGAUGAGCUGGGCUAUACCCUGUACUGUUCCCUUUCAGAACCAGAAGUCCUGUUGCAGACAAAAUAGCUGCCUUAUACAGAAUAUUAAUAGAGCUACUGCACAUGAGAGGUUCUCUAAAACCUCCUGAGUGAGAUAUGCACACCUUCCCCCUUUAUUUUGACAAGUCCAGUCCUGGUUUUCUUUUUCUUUUUUAAUUGUAUGGUGGGGGAGGGGAUAAAAUUUCUUGGUGCUACUGGUUCAGUUCCACUACCCUCAUAGUUGUCUGACAGGGAAGAAUUAGUGUGAAACUGUUGCUCGGUCUGUUACAAAGUCCUUGCUUCCAUUGUUCCAGGUGCCUGUCCCAACACUGUGCACUUCUCUUCCCCAAUACUCCACACCUCAUUGCUGUGAAAACUCUCACAUACACCUUGGAAGGUGUGAGAUUGGGCCAGUAAACCAUAGCAAUUUUCACUACUAUCUAAGUGAGGUAAUAUGGUUUUCACAGGGGUUUGUUCUGCUGGGUGUGUGUUUUUGUUUGUCCCCUUUGUGCGCAGUAUUGCGUAGUAACGUGGGAGAAAUUUUUGGAAUACAGUUAUUUAUAACAAGGAAUGUAUUUGGGAGAGCUCUGAGCACUAAUUGUACUUGCAAGGUUUGGGGGAUGGGUUCAUCCAGAGAGAGCCAGAAUUUGCACAUUGCAUAGCUUUUCACCAUUUUGAAUUUCACUAUAAUGGCAUCUUUGGGAAGAUGAGUGCAUGUUAUCUAGGAUACUCUCUUUUGCUGCUCUGGUGCCCUUCACUGCACAUACAUGGUUGCACCCAUGUUUGAAAAAGUGGUAGUAGGUCCCUAACAAAUCUAAAAGAAUGUAGGGAGUAUAAGUUCCCAUUUGUUGCUGUUGAGAUGCAGUAACUGCCUAAGAAAGUGAAAGCUAUGUAAGAAAAUAGAAAUGUGAGAACUGCCUAUCCAUCUGGUCGCUACCUUAAAAAGUAGAAAUUGCUAAGAAAGAUCCCUUCCAUAGAAAAGAAUUAUAGUAUAGAGCAAAACAGUCAAAAGUAAGGAGGCAUCUCAGAUGUUUCCAGUGGCAUCUCUUCAGCUCUUUAUGGCAAUACAGUGGUGAAGAAUUUUACACAUGGAAGACAAAUGUAAGACCCAGUACUUGGAAAAGUAUUUUUUUAAUUGCAACUCCCUGAAUUGGAUUUAAGGAAGUUGGUAUUGGAAAAUGUAACUUUUCUAAGUUCUUUUCAGAUCUUGAUCUUCCAUACAGUGGCAAUCCAAUAACUGAUGGGUACUAUUGUGUGUUUCUGUCUCUAAAGUUACUACUUACAGAUUAUUACCACCAUUCAAAAGAAAGCAUGAGUAGAAUGUAUACAUAGAAAUUACUUGUCAUGUUGAAGAGAGUGGUAUCUUAAUUGUUCCUGUUGCUUUGAAGGAAUCAUCUUAACCUUUUCUCUCCUUCAAGUGACAUUUCCUUGCUCUCCUCUGCCUGCUCCCUGAGAUAGUGAUAUAGCCACUUUAUUAUUAUCUCCUGCUCAGCAGGCAUGGAAUUGGCCUUGGCUGUUAAUGUGUUAUCUAUUUGCUUCUAUUACUGCUGCCAUAAUACAGAAAAAGAAAACAAGCAGACCUUUCAAAUGUUACUUUGUUGGACGGUGAGUUCUAGAAUAUCCUGGUCAACAUGACAAAUGGCCAUACUGAGUGUUCCUGAGGUUGCAGUCUUAAAGUAAUUUUUCCAAACUCUGAGAAAGUGUCCUAUAAGUAAUUAUUCUCAGUUUAACCAGCAGGGCAAGUAUUUCUGCAGAUAUGAUUUCUGUUUCUGCACAUGAAAUACCCACCCUUGCCUUUAAAAGGUAACAUGAGUAAUGAGAUAAUUUCAGGUCUGCAGAGGUGUGAACCACUGCCUGCCCUUGUUCUUUAUUUUGAAGUUGCUGCUUUUGUUAAUAAGGUAAAUCACGGCAUGUAAUUAUUAUUACGUGAAGUCGUUCCAGAGCAAAGGCUUUGGUCUGUGUACCCUUAUGUAUGGAAGGUGCCCCGUUUCACAGUCUGUCAGUUUGUAUGCUCACUAUACACAGUGUUACAUAUCAAUGAAAUAGUGUUGCCAGUAUUUAAUGAUCAACAGGCUUCUUGCCAAAGACUUGAAAGAUUGUGUGGGGGUGUUUGGAAAAUUUUAGCCUGGAAAAAUACCAGGUUUUUCAAUGAACAGUGAAGCUAUUGCUUUUUCCAGUGCUUAAAUUCAUCCCUCUCCCUUCUCAUGAGUCAGAGUCUGAAAUGCUGUUUGAGUUUGGAGGAAGAGGAAUGUAAUAUUUCCUGCUCUUCAACUCGUGAAUACAUAUUAUAUGCUUAUUUUUAAAGUAAAUCAAUUCACUUGUUAAAAACAUAAUUAAUAGGAGGCUUGACUAUGCCUUAUUGCUAUAAAGCUGAAUACAUAUUGAAUGUAGGCUUAUGCCACUUCCAUUUCCAGCAAGACACAAUUUGGUUUUCUUCCCUUCUGUCACCAGUUUCCUUUCCAAAACAGUAAUGAACUAUUUUCUUUGAAGUACCUAAAAAAAGAGAGAUUACAGUCAGUGUAUACAGUAGUGAGCUCAUAAUUCCAAAAGCAGCAAAUGCUUCAUUCACCACAAAGUUCAGCCAUGUCGGGCCUAUUCCUGAUUCCUGUUGAAGGCGAUGCAUCUUGCAUGAUGUUGAGACACUGGGUAGUAUGGGACAGCUUUUAAGAACUUUGCACUAGUGCUACUAAGUGACUGGACAAUUUAGUCCAAAGAACUGUUAAGAUGAAACCUUGUCAGUAUUCACUAAAAAUGCAUGUGAAUAUAUUUGGUAUUUGAAGCUAGGAGGGCUUAGUCUUAAGUAUUUAUGGAGCUCUCCUGUGAAACAGCAGAACAAACUAGAGAUGCAAAUAAAGCUAAGGGCUGUUUUCCCAAAUCUUGUGGGAGGAGGAACUUGUGGCAUCAAAUGAUCGUCAUAGGCCCCCAAAUCUAAGUCGUUUGGGCCUUGGGAGACUUUGGGUCACAUAAACCAAUGAGGCUUUCCCCCUGAAUCUCUGAGUGGGGAUCAACUAGCUCAAUAACAUAUUGUUGCCACUGUCAAACUCUGCUACUUACCUUCCAAGUCAGAGGAAUUCUUAACAGGAGUAUUAAUUUUAUAAAUGAUAAUAGGCUUUUUCCAAUGUCUGUGAGCCCUUGAUAGUGAAGAAAAAGAAAUGAGAUACUGGAUAUUCUCAAGCCUUGUGCUAUGUAAAAGGCUUGAAAGAGGAAGGUCUAGUGUGCAUGGUCUGUAACAGGAUGUGGAAAUUGUGAAAUAAAGUAACUUUCCACAAUCGUGGUUGUGUCGGUAUGUUAAAAAGAGGCACUGUAGCUAUUCCUGCAUUCUUUAUGUUGGGUAAAGGGAAAAUUGCUGUGUGCCAAUUAGAUUGAUAAAAUCUUAUUUCCUUGUC
This is a messenger RNA of Pogona vitticeps (central bearded dragon), 5452 nucleotides long. Lineage: Eukaryota; Metazoa; Chordata; Lepidosauria; Squamata; Agamidae. The record is from RefSeq and is a predicted model, not a curated record.